CAAAAAGCUGAUUAACAAAUAGGAAUUCGUGACGUCAUACAAUUACAAGUAAGAAGUAGAGAAGGAAAAGAGAGAGACGGUUAGUUGAAACGAAGGUUAGAUGGAGGCAUGUACUCUACGGAGCUAUCUAUCAGACUGUAAGAAGAAAGAAGUUUAGUACUGGCCAUUAAUAUAUAUAACAACGAGCUCAGUAUCCUACUCCACCAUUCCUCAUAACACUUUUUCGUUUAUCUAUCACGGUAGCAAACAGACAGCAUGGCACCUGCAAAGCCUACAACCUUGACGGAUCUGGUGGAGGAAAAGACACUACAGGCGAGAUUUGUACGGGACGAAGAUGAGCGUCCCAAGGUGGCCUAUAAUCAGUUCAGCAACGAUGUCCCCGUCAUAUCUCUCGCUGGAAUUGACGAAACCGGUGGUCGGAGGGCGGAAAUCUGCCAGAAAAUAGUGGAGGCAUGCGAGAAUUGGGGGGUCUUCCAGGUGGUCGACCACGGCGUCGACGCAAAUCUUAUCUCUGAGAUGACUCGCCUCGCUAGGGAGUUCUUCGCCUUGCCUCCCGACGAGAAGCUCCGGUUCGAUAUGACCGGUGGCAAGAAGGGUGGAUUCAUCGUCUCUAGUCACCUCCAGGGAGAAGCAGUCCAUGACUGGCGUGAGAUUGUGACCUACUUCUCAUACCCACUCUGCACUCGGGACUACUCGAGGUGGCCCGACAAGCCGGAGGGAUGGAGGGCGGUCACCGAGGUCUACAGUGAGAAGCUCAUGGAACUGGCCUGCAAGUUGUUGGGGGUUCUGUCGGAAGCAAUGGGCCUUGAAACCGAUGCCCUCACCAAGGCUUGUGUGGACAUGGACCAAAAGGUGGUUGUAAACUUCUAUCCCAAAUGCCCACAGCCGGACCUCACUCUCGGCCUCAAGCGACACACAGACCCUGGCACCAUUACCCUUCUCCUCCAGGACCAGGUUGGAGGGCUCCAGGCUACUAGAGAUGGUGGCAAGACAUGGAUCACCGUUCAGCCCGUCGAGGGAGCCUUCGUCGUCAACCUUGGCGACCAUGGUCACUAUCUGAGCAACGGGAGGUUCAGGAACGCCGAUCACCAGGCAGUUGUUAACUCCAACUGCAGCCGUCUGUCCAUUGCAACAUUCCAGAACCCAGCUCCUGAGGCUAUUGUGUACCCACUCAAGAUCAACGAAGGAGAGAAGCCGGUGCUAGAUGAGCCGAUCACAUUCGCCGAGAUGUACCGAAGGAAGAUGAGCAAGGAUCUCGAGCUUGCUAAGCUCAAGAAGAUUGCAAAGGAGCAGAAGACGGAAGAGCUGGAAAAAGCCAAGCAGCAGAACAAACCCCAAGUCAUCGAAGAGCUUCUUGCUUAGUUAGUUUGUUACGUGUUAGUUCUUUAGCUGUUCAAAGGGCAUGCAACUGCUUAUUUUGUUACUCUUCUUAACUACUUUUGUGUUACUCUCUUUUCCGUUUGAUCUUUCUCCUUUUGUAAUGUCAUCCUUGGGAAUGAUGUAUGUUUUGUUGGUUGAGGAAUAGUAAAUGUCUUUAUAUUUUCCUUGGUUCAA
Molecule: messenger RNA, 1554 nt
Organism: Nelumbo nucifera (sacred lotus)
Lineage: Eukaryota; Viridiplantae; Streptophyta; Magnoliopsida; Proteales; Nelumbonaceae
Product: naringenin,2-oxoglutarate 3-dioxygenase-like
Source: RefSeq, a predicted model, not a curated record